AUGGCAUUGAGGCGGGCUCCAAAGUUCUUGGCCAUUUUGGCAGAACUGGAGAUUAUACUCGUUCUCAGUCUCUCUUCCUUCAUUAAGAAUGAUCCAGUGGGAGAAGUUGCUUGCCGUACGAGGCCGAUUGACCGGAGCCGGGAUGAGGUGGCGGCGUAUCGGAGGAUGCGGGAUAUUACGGUCGAGGGCCGGGAUGUGCCGAAGCCCAUUAGGUUUUUCACCGAGGCCAAUUUCCCAGAGUACUGUCUUGAGGCUAUAUCAAAAUGUGGAUUUGUUGAGCCAACACCUAUCCAGUCUCAAGGAUGGCCUAUGGCUCUGAAGGGAAGAGACUUAGUUGGUAUUGCGGAGACUGGUUCUGGAAAAACAUUGGCAUAUCUUUUGCCGGCACUGGUGCAUGUGAAUGCGCAGCCACGAUUAGCUUAUGGUGAUGGCCCAAUCAUACUGAUCUUAGCACCUACUAGGGAAUUGGCCGUGCAGAUACAGGAAGAAGCAAAAAAAUUUGGUUCACAUUCAAAUGUUAGAAGUACAUGCAUCUAUGGAGGAGCACCAAAAGGUCCACAGAUUCGUGAUCUUAAAAAAGGGGUUGAGAUUGUCAUAGCAACACCUGGUCGGUUGAUUGAUAUGUUGGAAGCUUGCCAUACAAAUUUACGCAGAGUAACAUAUCUCGUUUUGGAUGAAGCCGACCGUAUGCUGGACAUGGGAUUUGAGCCCCAGAUUCGGAAAAUUGUCUCACAAAUACGCCCUGAUAGACAGACAUUGUAUUGGAGUGCCACAUGGCCCAGAGAGGUCGAGAGUCUGGCAAGGCAGUUUUUGCACAAUCCGUACAAGGUAACCAUUGGAUCUCCUGAACUGAAAGCCAAUCAAUCAAUAAACCAGAUUGUCGAAGUCAUGUCGGACCAUGAAAAGUAUCCCAGGCUGGUGAAGCUGUUGGGGGAGUUGAUGGAUGGCAGCAGGAUAUUGGUAUUUCUCGAGACAAAGAGAGGAUGUGACCAAGUAACUCGACAGCUUAGAAUGGAUGGAUGGCCUGCUCUCUCUAUUCAUGGUGAUAAAGCGCAAGCAGAAAGAGAUUGGGUUCUGGCAGAAUUUAAAAGUGGCAACAGUCCAAUAAUGACUGCCACUGAUGUAGCUGCACGUGGUCUUGAUGUGAAGGACAUAAAAUGUGUGAUCAAUUAUGAUUUCCCAUCAUGCCUUGAGGAUUAUGUUCACAGGAUUGGACGGACUGGGCGUGCUGGUGCUAAAGGAACUGCUUUCACCUUCUUCACUCUUUCAAAUGCAAGGUAUUCCAAGAGUCUCAUCAAGAUUCUUCAGGAAGCUGGGCAGAGUGUCAGUCCUGCACUGGCUGCAUUGGCUAGAUCAUCUGGCACCACGGGAGGUUCCGGUGUUAAUUUCCGAUCAAGGGGACGAGGAGGAGGACGAGGAGGAUUUGGCAAUAGGGUAUCUGGUUCCAAUACAAUUCCAAUUGCACGAGGAGGUAAAAGGUGGUAAAAGAACCUUACCAUACUUUGGCUUCUCUGUUUGGGGAAUUCUGGUGCUUAUGUACUUUGGGCUUGUAAUCACCAAUUCAUUGGAAAUGGUCGUAUUAUAUUUUGAGUAUAUUAUUGCCACAAUAGAAUUUAAUUUAUUUCAAUGGAUGGAUGAAAUAGACUGCAUCGGUGGGAUCAUUUUUAUAUGUGAGAUCCGCGAAUUAUUGUGCAUUUUUUGAAACUAAUUUCAUAUCUUAGACUAGUUAUGUUUGACUAAUUGAAUGCUGCUGCUUUGUUCCACUGUUUA
Molecule: messenger RNA, 1770 nt
Organism: Asparagus officinalis (garden asparagus)
Lineage: Eukaryota; Viridiplantae; Streptophyta; Magnoliopsida; Asparagales; Asparagaceae
Product: DEAD-box ATP-dependent RNA helicase 30-like
Exons: 10
Coding region: 1-1485 (494 amino acids)
Molecular function (GO): RNA binding; ATP binding; RNA helicase activity
Source: RefSeq, a predicted model, not a curated record